Penicillium antarcticum is the source of this 309-nucleotide messenger RNA. RefSeq lists its product as uncharacterized. NCBI's taxonomy places the organism in Eukaryota, Fungi, Ascomycota, Eurotiomycetes, Eurotiales, Aspergillaceae. The transcript is spliced from 2 exons. The record is from RefSeq and is a predicted model, not a curated record. Bases 1 to 309 code for a protein of 102 amino acids.
AUGGAAGCUGCGCGACCCAACAGACUAUCGAUGGUUCCCGAAGCCCUUAAUUACUUUGGCAUUGCCUUUGGAGUCGUGGUCGGGACGGUUUCGUUGGGGGACGUUGGGCGUCGGGCGAGGAGGAGAUUGAAGGGAUGGAGGUGUACGAGGCGGCAAGAUGGCGGUCAUGGUAGUGAUGAAGAGGCUGGUGGUGGUGAUGGUGGUGGUGGUGGUAGGGUGCUGAACGUGAUAAUGGACUUCGGGCAGGUGGUUGACGAGUGGGGAUUGAAAGUGAGGACGCAGUUGAGCGAGCAGUGGAGGGAGGCAUAG